AUGCAACUAUUGACCAAUCAGGUGUUGGCACAUUUUUGGCGGCAAAGUGAGACCAGAUGGACUCUUUUCCUCAUUAUUGCUUCAGCUAUUGAACCAACAACAUCUAAAUUCACAAUGGCUUACAACAUGAUCGAUGAAUACGUUCCAUUUGACCAGAAUAGCAACAGUGGUGAUAAUGUGAGUUGGUUACAGCAGACCGACUUGUAUAGUAUGCCAACGAUUGCAACGGUUCAGACAACGGCAGAAAACAAUGGCAAUGGCAAAAGGAAAAGGGCAGCUGGAAAUUCCGAAACAAGGAAGAAGGCAGCUAAGAAACCAACUGCUCCGAGCUCUCAGCCACUGGUGGCAAGUACCACAACGUAUACACAGGAGUCGACUUCAUUGAAUCAUGAUCAAAUGAAGAGGCAAGCUCAGGUGGAGGAGAGUAAGAUGCCUUACGAUAAUUUAGUGUUGGCGCUCAACGAUUUUAGAGAUAUACACCAGCAACUGGGUGCAUUGAAAAAUAAGUACAGCGCCGAUACGGAUAUUAGGCAAGAAGUAAGCUCUUGUGAAGAGCAAUUGAAAGCUUUGGUGGACAAUACUGAGAAACGGAUCAACCAAAUUCCUUAUUGUAGAAUUUGCACACAGUCGCCAUCAACGAACCCACCUAAGGUUGUGGGUUCGUGCGGACAUGAAUUUUGUUGCAUUUCUUGCGUUGUCAGCUAUUUGACACGGAUGUGUGAUGCUCAGACAGGCAAACGGCAUUGUCUCGUCUGUAAGGAAGAAACCAAUAUUACUAUUUACAAUUGACGAUCUUGAUAUGGACUCAAUGGUUAGAUUAUUGUAGAAGUGCAUUUCUUUUUAUUGUUUUAUUUGAUAACUUGUAAUUUGAAAUAAAUUGUUGUCAAUAUAUAACUGUCGUUAGUUUUCAUUGUCAUUUGUACUAUAACAGCCAUACAGACAAGGUGAAUUAGCUCAUAUCAUCAUGUCCCUUUUCCGUCGAAGAGUUUCGCCUAUUUGGUUACUACAUACAGAUCAGUCCGAACAUAGAGUUCUUGACAUGUGGGAAGAAUUUUCGCAUUCAUUUCCAGAACAUGGUCAAAAUGCCAGAUUCUGGAAUAUCUCUGUGGCGAAACCACCUUCAGAACUUCCAGGAAUGAUUCUCCUUGGGUUCGAAGAUAACGAAAUCUUGUCGUCCGAAACCAAACAUAGACUGAAUGAACUGAUACACGAAAUGGAUUGGAAACUUCCACAAUGCGAUGCCAGAAUGGCACUAAAUGCAACGAUGCCUUUGCGCUUAUGGACAAGUGAUUGGAAAAUAAGGCUUGGUGUCUUUCUGAGUUAACUUUAUUUCAAAAACAUUUGUUUUUCAAGAGAUAAUCAAUCGACAGUAUCAA
Mercenaria mercenaria is the source of this 1376-nucleotide messenger RNA. RefSeq lists its product as uncharacterized. The transcript is spliced from 2 exons. Lineage: Eukaryota; Metazoa; Mollusca; Bivalvia; Venerida; Veneridae. The record is from RefSeq and is a predicted model, not a curated record. The coding region runs from base 1 to 789 and encodes 262 amino acids.